Molecule: messenger RNA, 892 nt
Organism: Trematosphaeria pertusa
Lineage: Eukaryota; Fungi; Ascomycota; Dothideomycetes; Pleosporales; Trematosphaeriaceae
Exons: 2
Coding region: 40-585 (181 amino acids)
Source: RefSeq, a predicted model, not a curated record
CAUCACCAUACUUCCACCGCCCAGACAUCCCCCAUCAAAAUGGUCAAAGUGCUCGAAAACCGCGUCGUCGAUCUCGACCUCCUCCCCGGCACCAAAGAGCAGCAAGAAGCCGCCCUCCGCGCAAAGGAAGCAGCCACCUCCUCCCUCCCCUCCUCAGAACCCCAAGACGCGACCGCGGGCGAGAACGCACAGAAUGCCGGUAUGGCCGUCGGCGGCGCGCUAGGUGGCGCAGUCAAAGGCCUCGUAGACACAACAGGCAACACCGUCGGGGCACUGGGCGAGGGCCUCGCCGGGACCGUUACUGGCGUUGGGAAGGGCCUGGGUAGCGCUGCGGUGUAUGGCGGUGGCGCGCUUGAUGGCGCGGGGAGGAGCAUUGGGCGGGGCUUGGGGUUUGGUGGGACGGCUGGGAAGCAGACGGAGGAAGUGAAGGAGCGGGUUGAGAAGGAGAAUGAGAUGGGGGGUAUGGAGCAGGGGGAGAUGGGAGAGAAAGGGAGGAGAAGGAGUGAGCUGGAUGAGGCUGUCAAGGCGGCGGAGGAUAUUGAGAAAACGAAGGGUAUACGGAUGGAAGGUGAGGACACAAAGUAAGAAGAUGUUGAAUUGGGUGUGGUUCUGAGUUCCUUCGCGCGUAAUCGAAGAGCGAUGAUGAUGAUUCCCGGAUGACUGACUGAGUCCGCGCUUCAGCUCUCUCGUCUCGUCUACUUCGGGCAGAUCUGAGAUUGCCCCAACUUUUCAACUAAAUUGGACCAUUCUCUCUGAGUUAUUCUCAAUAUCUUGGUACAAUAGGAUAUUUCUGUGACCGUCGCUCGACCUGGAAGUGUCGAGGCAUUACUAUUAGUAUACAGGGAGCAGUGAGCUUUUUCGAGGAACGAAAAAACUCACGAGAACCUCCUAC